CGGUGCCGCGCCGGGGGCAGAGUCCAGCGCGGGCGGCAGCGGCCGGAGCGUGGAAGAUGCCGCUGGGGCUGCGGAGCAAGAAGAAGAAGGACAAGUCCAAGGAGACCUUCAAGCUGGUGGAGAGCGAGGCGGCGGCUCCGGCCCCGGCCCCGUCCCCGGCGGCGGCUCCGGCCCCGGCCCCGUCCCCCGCGGCGGCCCCGUCCCCGUCGCGGCUGCAUUUCCACACGCAGCUGGCGCACGGCAGCCCCACGGGCCGCGUGGAGGGCUUCGGCAGCGCCCGCGAGCUGUACGGCAGCAUCGGCCAGGCCUUCGGCAUCGACCCCGCGCAGAUCAUGUUUUGCACUUUGAACACUUAUAAAGUUGACAUGGACAAGCUCUUAGGUGCACAAAUUGGCCUUGAAGAUUUCAUAUUUGCCCACGUGAAGGGACAACGAAAAGAAGUGGAAAUUCUUAAAACUGAGGAUUUGCUGGGACUUACUAUUACAGACAAUGGGACUGGCUGUGCAUUUAUAAAGAAAAUCAAAGAAGGCAGCCUUAUGGACCAAACCAGAACUGUCUGCGUGGGUGACCACAUAGAGACUAUAAAUGGCAGAAACGUGUCGGACUGUCGGCAUUAUGAGGUCGCCAAAAUGCUGAAAGAUCUGGAGAAAGGUCAGAUGUUCAAGCUGGAGUUGAUAGAGCCUUUGAAAGCAUUUGAAAAGCUGGAACCAAGGUCCAAAGGUGGAGCUUUGACAGAGGCAAAAAUCUCCAAAGGGAGAGAAACACUUCGCCUGAGAACCAAAGGCUCUGCUACUGUGGAGGAGAUGCCAACUGAAGUUGAAGAAAACGCAAUUAAUAAAGUGGAUGAGCUUCUUGAAACAUACAUGGGGAUAAGAGAUAAUGAAUUAGCUGCAACCAUUGUGGAAGCUGGAAGAGACAAGAAAAACCCCGACGAGUUCGCGGUGGCCUUGGAUGAAACUCUUGGAGACUUUGCCUUCCCGGAUGAAUUUGUCUUUGACGUGUGGGGAGCGAUAGGAGAUGCCAAGCAGGGACGACUGGAAUGAGAACUGUGCAACUCCAUCAAUCCCUGUUUGAAAAUACAAAGUGAUUUGCAAAUAUUUCCAUCAGUAACUUUAUGGAGAUGAGUUCAGGGUGCUCUGUGUAAAGUGUUCUCGUCUGAGGCUUUCCUUUUGCAAAGGAAGGUUUCUAAUAAAAACAUGAAGAGAAACCCAAA
This is a messenger RNA of Pipra filicauda (Wire-tailed manakin), 1213 nucleotides long. RefSeq names its product GIPC PDZ domain containing family member 2 (gene GIPC2). The record is from RefSeq and is a predicted model, not a curated record. Lineage: Eukaryota; Metazoa; Chordata; Aves; Passeriformes; Pipridae. Gene Ontology annotation, molecular function: protein binding. The transcript has 6 exons. The coding region runs from base 57 to 1043 and encodes 328 amino acids.